Acanthochromis polyacanthus (spiny chromis) is the source of this 1712-nucleotide messenger RNA. It is a transcript of the gene laptm4a, whose product is annotated as lysosomal protein transmembrane 4 alpha. The transcript is spliced from 7 exons. Gene Ontology annotation, cellular component: lysosomal membrane. NCBI's taxonomy places the organism in Eukaryota, Metazoa, Chordata, Actinopteri, Pomacentridae. The record is from RefSeq and is a predicted model, not a curated record. The coding region runs from base 124 to 843 and encodes 239 amino acids.
AGAGCGUUUGUUUUUAUCCGCGGUGUGCGCAGGUCGUCCGGGGAAGUGGUGGGCGUUUCUCCCUGUCCGUUCGCUGACUGUUGAUGCCAAGACGAUUUUUUUCCUCCACGACAAGCUCUCCUGAUGUUUCUCCCUACGCUCGUAGAGGACAUGCAUCAUUUUAAGCCUAGUCGAGACAGACUGUACACCACCAGGUGUUGCGGUUGUUGCCACGUCCGGACGGGGACCAUCAUCCUGGGAACAUGGUACAUGGUAGUGAACCUGUUGAUGGGCAUCCUGCUGACUGUAGCUGUGACCCACCCAGAGAACGUCCCCACUAUCGACCUCCAGUAUGAGGUCAUUGACCAUUACUUUGCCUCCGACAGGAUGUCUGAAAAUGCGUGUGUUGGAUUCGCCAUCUCUCUGCUGAUGCUCACCAUCAGUGCCAUGAUGGUGUAUGGAGCCAUUACCCAUCGUGACGGCUGGCUCAUCCCGUUCUUCUGCUACCAGCUGUUUGACUUUGCUCUGAGCUGCCUGGUGGCCAUCAGCUCUCUCACCUACCUGCCCAGGAUCAGGGACUACCUAGACCAGCUGCCGGAUUUCCCGUACAAAGACAACCUCCUGUCUCUGAACUCCAGCUGCCUGCUGCUCUUUGUGCUGGUUUUCUUUGCCUUCCUCAUCAUCCUCAAGGCUUAUUUGAUCAACUGUGUGUGGAACUGCUACAAGUACAUCAACAACAGGAACAUGCCAGAGAUCGCCGUGUACCCUGCCUUCGAGACCCCUCCCCAGUACAUCCUGCCCACUUACGAGAUGGCCAUGAAGAUGCCAGAGAAGGAACCACCUCCCCCUUACAUGCCAGCCUAAACACCAGCCCUUUUGCCAAAACACACACACACACACACACACACACACACACACACACACACACACACACACACACAGAGCCAUCAUAUGCAUUCCUACGUUCCCUCACUAACCCUCCCUGAACACCAUUACGCCCUCAUCCCUCCCCUCUGACCUACUGUUUAUGUGUAAGGCCGCUGAAGAUGUUCUGUUCGACCCUCCCGCUGAGUUUCUAUAGAGCCUAUGGAAGAUCUAGAGAUGUGAGAGGAGAAAUUUGUGUGAAAAUAAUAAAUGAAUGAGUGUAAUGUUUGAAAAUCAACAGAAGCUACCCUCUCCCCAAACUCUGCCUCCCACCUCUGGCCUUUUUUAUGUCUUAGUAAAAGGGAUAUAUGUGAAAAUUAAAUUGCUUGAAAUGCUCUCAUCAAUCCAGCACCAUCCUAUUGAUAGAUUCAUAUAUGAAGUGUAAAAAAAAUUAGGACAAUCCGCGUAUUAUAGCUCUUAUUGUUGAAUUGUGUUUCGGUUUGACCCUAAUUAUGAAUCCCUAGACUAUUCUUUCUCAGUCUUGAGUGGAGUCUGUAGCACUUUUUUGUCUGUUAUUUAUUUAGCUUCGCUGUGGUUGGGUUCACCUCCACCCCCAGACAUCGUCACCACUCUGCUGUGUUAGCAACGCUCGUGAAAUGUUUUCCAGCUUAAACUGGGAGAGAGCAGAGGGCACCGAUGGCCGAUCAUUUUCUCUGCUUCUUUCUAACCCGACGUCUGGAGCAAACGGCUAGUCUCGUGAACAUUAGUUGUUGCAUGCUUAUCAGCUCCACCUCCUCCCAUUACUUUACUGGUAAUAUGAUUUUAUCCUAGUGGAAAUACAUUUGACUUCAAUAAACGCUUCAGAACAA